GGGGCGGUGGCGGCGGCGGCGGAGGUUCGAUUAUGCCUUUAAAGAUGCAGAUUCUACUGAUAUAAAUACCUAUGGGUCACAGGAGGCUCGAAAAAUGGAAGAUGCAUCUAUAAAAUGCGAAGCUAACACGAUGAGCCAUGAGGAAGAAGAGCCCGACACAAGCAUCAGUGGCCAGAUUUCUGUUAAUGAAUUUUCUUGCCACUGCUGUUAUGACAUUCUGGUCAAUCCAACCACCUUGAACUGUGGGCACAGUUUCUGCCGGCACUGCCUAGCUCUGUGGUGGGUGUCUUCAAAGAAAACAGAGUGUCCAGAAUGUCGAGAGAAAUGGGAAGGAUUCCCUAAAGUCAACAUUCUCCUCAGAGAUGCCAUUGAAAAAUUGUUUCCUGAUGCCAUUAAGCAAAGAGUUGAAGAUAUUCAGCAGAAUAGCGAUGUAGCCCAUAGUCUUGCAGCCUUUCAGAAAUACGGGAACAACCAGAUUUCUGUUGCUCCACAUUCAGGACGUGCUAAUCAGCAGCGAGGAGGGGGAUUCUUUUCUGGCGUGCUCACAGCUUUAACUGGUGUGGCAGUUGUUCUGCUUGUGUACCACUGGAGCAGCAGAGAAUCCGAACACGACUUACUCGUUCACAAGUCAGUAGCUAGGUGGACUGCAGAAGAAGUUAUCCUCUGGCUAGAACAGCUGGGACCCUGGGCUUCUCUCUAUAAAGAGAAAUUUUUGUCAGAGAGAGUUAACGGCAGGUUACUUUUAACACUGACAGAUGAAGAAUUUUCGAAAAUCCCAUAUAGUAUAGAAAACAGUAGUCACAGAAAAGCCAUUCUCAUGGAACUAGAACGUGUCAAAACACUAGGAGUUAAGCCUCCCCAGAAUCUUUGGGAAUACAAGGCAGUGAACCCAGGCAAGUCACUGUUCCUGCUGUAUGCCCUGAAGAGUUCGCCAAGACUCAGUAUGCUCUAUUUGUAUCUGUUUGACUAUGCAGAAACCUUUUUACCUUUUAUUCACACAAUCUGUCCAGUGCAAGAAGAUCUUGAAGAGGAUAUUAUCACAAAACUUCUAGACCUUAAAGAUCCUUCAUGGAAACAGUGGAGAGAAUUCCUUGUUAAAUAUUCCUUCCUUCCAUAUCAAUUAAUUGCUGAAUUUGCCUGGGAUUGGCUGGAGGUACAUUAUUGGACAUCACGAUUUCUCAUUGUUAAUGCCAUGUUACUCUCUGUCCUGGAAUUAUUCUCAUUUUGGAGGAUUUGGUCAAGAAGUGAAUUGAAGACUGUUCCUCACAGAAUGUGGAGCCAUUUCUGGAAAGUAUCAACACAGGGCCUUUUUGUUGCCAUUUUUUGGCCCGUUAUUCCUCAGUUCAUUUGCAACUGUCUAUUUUACUGGGCCCUGUACUUUAAUCCAAUUAUUAACAUUGAUCUUGUGGUCAAAGAAGUACGACGACUGGAAACCCAAGUACUGUGAUCGAUGCUCUCUGAGCGAAUAACCCAGCCUCCGUAAAGUUUAAUUUUGAAGCUUACAAGAGGAGAAAAACAAAACAAACAUAUUUUCUAUAGUGAUAAAAGGUGCUGCUUUGUUGGAAAAAAGAUUGCCCCAUGUCAAGGAAUAUCAUAUUUUAUUAAGAUUUUGACAUUGUGGCAGCAGGGCCCAUAAUCCCAAAGCCAACCUUUGCUUGUUCUUAAUAAUAUUGUUCUCACCUCCUACCUACCUCACAGGAGUGUUGUGAGGAUUAAUAAGAAUGUGUCAUUGAGGAGUAUUGGGAUAAUGAUUGUGAAGUGCUUUUUGAGCUCCUUAGAAAAGAAAGCAUUCCUUAGAUAAAAGCCCCCCCUAGAAAGCAGCAAUUGUGUUCUGAAAGAACUGCGUGUUAAGGAAAGAUUGACUACCAAAAGCACGCUCACUACCAUUUCUUCCUAUGCUGCAUCUGUUUGGACCAACUUGUGGAUUGCUUUAUAUCCAGACAGGUGCGUCUUGUGGGAAGAAUUCCUUAAUUCUUUAAGAGCGUUCUGUCUAGAUCUCGCUAUGGAAACACAGAUUGUAACAAAACUCCCUGUAUUGGUACAUUAGUAGUAUCUGAUGUUCCUAGGCUGUUUAGAAUGAUUAGAAUGUAUUGCAUUGCUUGUCUUUUGGUAAGGGAGAAAGAACUGGGUAUGCUGAUUAUGAAAAGUGAAUUGAAGGUUUGAUAGACAGGACUUUUGCUUUUCAGUCCCUUCAACAAGCGGCAUUUAGGAAACUCUGGUUGAGAAUUUUAGAAGUGCCAAAAACCCUGAAGCAUCCACAGAAGGGAAGUACAGAGUGAAAAAUCCAAUUUUGAUCAAAGGGAUUGUCUUGGUCAGGGGUUUGGUUUACAUUCUGGAAAGACUUGGGAAAAAAUGGUAAGUUGCUUUGUUAGGUAGACUCAUUUUAAAUUGUACUGGUUAUGUUUCACCUCUAAUCAUAAAUAUUUUAUUCCCUUUAUAGAGAAAGGGGAAUUGAGAAGGACACCAAGCAUUUAAUGCAAACUAAUUUUAUCCACCCACUCUUAUGCUGUCUCAGUGCUUCCUUGGAAUCUUUUUGUUUUAUUUAAUGCCUGAAAUAAUUUCCAAGAUUGUACUUUUGUUGGAUACAUUUUGUAAACUGACCUCACACUGUAUGCUCUAUUUUUACUGUGUUCUGAUAUGUAUGUCCAAUAGCCGUGACCGUAAAUACGAAAUGGUUUGGAUUAUGGCUUUUCACAUGAAAACACCGUGUUCCAAAUGGACUGCCUGAGUCCAGGCCACACACAAAUGAGCUGGAUCCAAAACGUGUUAUUUUGACUUCAUGAACCACUCUGUAGCCAUUUGUAUCUUAGUGAGAAUUUCAUAUUUUCAUCUGAAGGUUUUUAGGAAUUAAUUUAGGCAAAAUUAAAGCUUUUUUUCAGUUA
Ornithorhynchus anatinus (platypus) is the source of this 2882-nucleotide messenger RNA. It is a transcript of the gene BFAR, whose product is annotated as bifunctional apoptosis regulator. Gene Ontology annotation, cellular component: nucleus. Gene Ontology annotation, biological process: proteasome-mediated ubiquitin-dependent protein catabolic process. Gene Ontology annotation, molecular function: ubiquitin protein ligase activity; protein binding. The record is from RefSeq and is a predicted model, not a curated record. The transcript is spliced from 8 exons. The coding region runs from base 95 to 1447 and encodes 450 amino acids. Lineage: Eukaryota; Metazoa; Chordata; Mammalia; Monotremata; Ornithorhynchidae.